Eruca vesicaria subsp. sativa (arugula) is the source of this 1998-nucleotide messenger RNA. Lineage: Eukaryota; Viridiplantae; Streptophyta; Magnoliopsida; Brassicales; Brassicaceae. The record is from the annotation of a GenBank genome assembly.
AUGACGACAACGCGGAGGCGCGAUGGAAAACAACAAGUAUCUGGUGAGAUUCUAGACAUUUUACUUUCCUUUUAUUUGCUUGGCGGUGAUGAUGAGCUCAAGCUUAUAGACUGCAAAAGGCUUCCCCAGCACACCGGCCUCAACCUUGUUGACGUUUUAGCGGCUGAAUACCACCCAGAGUUAAAGGUGCAGUCAGAGAUGGAGGUGGGUGAUGACAAACCUGAAGGGUGGGGGGUGUGGGAUGAUGAGAUAGAAGACAUGAAAGUGAAGUACAUGAUUGGUCUUAUUGAAACCGGACAUACAUUCAAGAAGUCAGAUUGGGGUGGAGGUGAUGCUAAGGAGGUUUUGUAUAACCAUGUUGAGUAUCUCAGAAGUCAGGAGGCAGCCAAAAAAAGAAAGAGGGGGGUUGAAAAUGGGAAGAGGAUAAUUGGUGGACAACCCGUAAUGAAACAGAAGAGGCUGAGUACUUAUUUCAAGAAACCUCGUUUGGAGGAUGAUGAUAGGAUCAAGGAACUUACUGAUCGAGUAGAGCGGCUAGAGAAAUUGGUAGAGAUACUAACGAAGAAAAUUCGUAGGAGGAAGAGGUCAGGGUUCACCCCUAGGAAGGAUGAUGAUGAUAGCCGUCGUGCAGAAGGUUUCAUAGGUGGAAGUCCUGCAUUUGAUGUUGGCGAGGGGAGUGCUCCUGAUUUGGUAGUAGAAGAUUUAGGGGCACAGGCCCGAAGCGUGAAAGAUGAGAGUAGUCGAGAUGAAGUGCCUAUGGAUGAUAUGCCAAUAGAGGUUGAGCCUAUGGAUGAGAAAUAUUUAGAAGCCGAGGCGGAGGAAAGUGAGUCAGCUGGGGCAGUUGAAACUAGGUCAGCAAAUCAGGGUGACGAUGGAUUAGGGACAGAGCCUGGUGAUGUUGAUGAGGCUGAUGUGGAAGGAGAGUCGAAGGACAGUGAGUCUUCUGGGGCGGUUGAUAGUACGUCUCCUCCAAAUGAAGAUGCUGUGGAGGAAGAGAAUGCUGUGGAGGAAGAGGUGGAUGGCAGUGGGUUAUCUGAGCCAGAGGAUGAGGAUUCGGUGGUUGAAGAGGCGGAUAGCUGUGAGUUCUCUGAGGAAGAGGAAGAGGCGGAGUGUAGUGAGUCGUCUGAUAGAGUAGAUGAUGAUGCUGUGGAGGAAGAGGGUGAUUGUAGUGAGUCCUCCGGGCUUUCUGACGUGGUCAUGCCACUUAAGGAAGGUGAUGGGGUUCCUAGACAGUGGGUUGGUGAAGGAAUGAAAGGUUAUCGUGGUGCUACACUUUACCGGGCUACGACCAGUAACUCAUUCUACGUAACAGAUGAGGAGGUACGUGAAAAUAUUAGUUUUGUUUUCGACGCUGAGUUGGGUGCGAAUGAGAGAGUUACAUGUCUGAGCGACUCGUCAUCAUGUGAACGUAGUGAGAAGCAUAAGCUAGAAGAGUCAGAAGGGAAUCUGGCUGCUCUAUUGUUGGCGAAGGCACCGUUUAAACUGACAGAGAUCGUUCCGGCGAUGGAGGACCCGGACUUUGUUUUUUUUGAGCAAGUGCUGAUGUCAAAUCCAAAAGUAUUGCAUUUAGGAGCUGGUAAAUAUGAUUUGGAUAAUGAGUUUUUCCUAGAUCUGGCAACUCCACAGAAGUGGGUGUCGAGCAAGCAUAUUGAGGUUUUGGUAGACUUUAUUAGUCAGAGGCAUCAUGAUUUAUUGGCGGAGAGGAGGGCUAUGUUUGUCGCACCAUGGUUUAUGGACCGCCUAGCUAGCAAAGCGAGGGCCUUUAAUGCUGCAACCUACAAGGAUAGAAGCCUUAGACCAUUUGAUGCUGUGAUUCGUAUAAUGGGUCCUAUAGGUAAGAUGCUACCUUACUUAGUGCGCAAGCUGGCGGCAACUGAGGUUGAGGAGUCGGAGAUUGAGGACCUGACAGACGAGUUGGUUGACUAUUUCCGUAAGCGGUUUGCCAUUGAUGUGUACAAGGAGUGGAUAGUUCCCUUGUACAUGGGGGCGAUGAACUAG